Paramisgurnus dabryanus is the source of this 1337-nucleotide messenger RNA. RefSeq lists its product as uncharacterized. Gene Ontology annotation, cellular component: cytoskeleton. Lineage: Eukaryota; Metazoa; Chordata; Actinopteri; Cypriniformes; Cobitidae. The record is from RefSeq and is a predicted model, not a curated record.
GCCAUUUUAACAGGGUGGAAAUGGGAACAGAAGCUCACUGCAAACGUGCACUAUUAAGGGCCCUAGAAAUCUAAUUUACGAAGUGAUAUAAAUCAUGGAUUCAGCAUCGGCCAGUUCUAAACUCAUCUAUAAAAUGUGCGACGAGGACAUCAAAAAACUGAUACAGCUGCGAUCAAGCAACGCAGCGCUGUUUGACGGGAGGAAAAAUUCCUCUAAAACAGCGUGGAGCGCGAUUUUGAGAGAAAUGGGGCUGGAGGAUAGGAUGACAACUGACCAGGUUGCCAAAAAGUGGGAAAACCUUAAAGCAAAAUAUAAGGAUGCAAAAUAUCCUCCCAGUGGUGUGGAGAAGAAUCCCACUUGUUGGAAAUGGUUCAAUCUUAUGGACGAUGCACUAGCAGAAGAUUUCGAAGAAAAGAUGAGCCAGACGGUAACCACAUCAGUUGUUGUCAAUAAUGACACACCUCUACCCAGUAAGAGGUUACGGCAAAUCAAAAUUGGGGGGGAAAUAUUGGAAUUCUUGGAGGAGGAAGAACCUGUGUUAAAUGUCACCAGACCACGUUCGGUUAAGCAAGAAAAACCAAAUGCCAAACAAACUGGCACAGAUCUAGAAGUUAUGAGAACAAAAUUUCAAAGAGAAAGAGAACUUCUUGAGAAGGAACUCGGAGGCCUGGAUAGAGAAAAAGCUCUUUUAGAGCGGGAAAGGGCCCUUGCGGAUCGAGAAAGGGCAGCGCUUCAGAGAGACAGAGCUCAGCUGGAGAAGGACAAAGCUGCAGUCGGAAGAGACAAGGCAUCUUUGGAACAAGACAGAGUCCGUCUUGAAAAAGACAGACAAAUUUUACACAGGGACAGACUGGCUUUUGAAAGAGACAAAAAGUCAACAGAAUUUAAAAAUAAUUUGAAAAGCGGUGGCGGAUGUAAUGGAUUGGAUUGUCCUCAUGAUAAAAGCAGAGAAAAAUUAAUAUUGUUACUUGAAAAAGUGGUUGAAAAGAUUUGAAGCAAAAGAUUUAAAGAAGAGAAAGGAAAUACUGGGGAAAUGUAGAUAUUGCAUAAGGAGUUGUUGUUUAUGUGGUCUAGAAAUGUAUAUUGAGUUGUAUAUCAAGCUCCAAGAGUGAUGGUGUUUGCCAAACAUGCACAAAUCUAAUUGCUUAGAAUGGAAUUCAUUUGCUGGGAGCACAAAUGGCAAAUGUUACCACGUCUUAAGCUAAAAUAUUUUUACAUUUGUAAAUGUUAAUGUGUCUGACACUGUAUAUAUACCUCUGAAAAACUGUAAUAUAACACCUACUUUAUCAAUGUCUUUAAGUAUACCAUUUGUGCUGUACAAUAAAUGGAAAAACACA